AUGACUAAUUGCAGACUUGUCAUCAACUUCAGUUUCUUCUUAUGUUUGGUUGUUAACUUGGCUCCCCUUGUUCUUAUGUUUCCCUUUACUAAUAACCAGCUUGGCUACAAUUUCUACGACACAACAUGCCCCAAGUUUCCCAUGAUUGUUAGAUCUAGUGUUUGGUCGGCCAUUAGAAAUGAAACCAGAAUGACCGCAUCCCUCCUUCGGUUGCACUUUCAUGAUUGCAUCGUAAAUGGCUGUGAUGGUUCGGUGCUUCUUGAUGAUACACCAGAUUUCACGGGAGAAAAGAAUGCUUUUCCUAAUAAAAAUUCACUUCGAGGGUUUGAAGUGAUUGAUAACAUCAAAGAAGAAGUAGAGAGGAGUUGUCCAUCAACAGUUUCCUGUGCUGAUAUAUUGGCCUUUGCAGCUAGGGAAGCUGUUUCUAUGUCUUGGGGUCCUUUUUGGCCUGUUGCAUUAGGCCGACGAGAUGCAACAACAACCACUCAGGAUGCAGCUAAUCAACAGGUUCCCUCACCUUUUGACUCACUAGAAAUAAUCACUGCAAAGUUCACUUCAAAGGGUCUUGACUUGAACGAUGUUGUGAUCCUUUCAGGAGCACAUACAAUUGGUUUUGCCCAUUGCUCCACCUUCCAAAGGAGACUUUUUGACUUCAAAAGCUCUGGCAAACCUGAUCCUGUGCUUGACCCUUUACUCCUCUCAAAAUUGCAAAGCAUGUGUCCCAAUAAAGACACUUCAAACAGCAACAUUCUAGCACCCCUUGAUGUUACAAGUUCUUGUACUUUUGACAAUGCGUAUUACACAAACCUUGUAAGCAACAAAGGGCUCCUUGAAUCUGACCAAGCACUAAACGGGGAUCCAAAGACUGCUGCUAAGGUUAAUUAUUACAGCACCAACCGAUUUUCCUUCUAUAAUGAUUUUUCUGCAUCCAUGGUGAAGCUUAGUAAUGUGGGAGUACUUACAGGGCAAAAUGGACAAAUCAGAAAGAAAUGUGGCUCAGUAAACUAA
Molecule: messenger RNA, 1008 nt
Organism: Gastrolobium bilobum
Lineage: Eukaryota; Viridiplantae; Streptophyta; Magnoliopsida; Fabales; Fabaceae
Product: peroxidase 10-like
Exons: 4
Coding region: 1-1008 (335 amino acids)
Biological process (GO): hydrogen peroxide catabolic process; response to oxidative stress
Molecular function (GO): peroxidase activity; heme binding
Source: RefSeq, a predicted model, not a curated record